Molecule: messenger RNA, 1737 nt
Organism: Tripterygium wilfordii
Lineage: Eukaryota; Viridiplantae; Streptophyta; Magnoliopsida; Celastrales; Celastraceae
Product: protein LAX PANICLE 2-like
Exons: 4
Coding region: 358-1440 (360 amino acids)
Biological process (GO): multicellular organism development
Source: RefSeq, a predicted model, not a curated record
AUUGAAUAUAAUAUAUAACUGACUGACCACCCAUUCCUCUCUCUGCAACUAUUUCAUCUCCCACAAACUUCCAAACAAAGAGAAUGAAUGGAAAGUGAGAUUUCUCAUAAGGUUUAUUAUUCUCCUUGUUGUCCUCCUCCAAAUUAUAUAUACGCAUAUAUAUACAUAUUUAUUUUCACCACAAAACAGCACACAAAAAAACCCUUAUCUGUCCGUUAAUGGGUGGUGUUAAUUCUCUCUUUCUCGACUCCACGUUUGUUCUUGUUCAUCUUCUUCAAUAUGCAUCGACAGAUUGAUCACAACCGUUCAAUAAUAAUCGAUGGCCGCGAUUAUCAGCAAGACUAAUAGUAUGCGGGUAUGACCAUGGUUCCGGCGCAAACCCUCUCCAAACAUCAUCAAUUAUACUAUGGCGGUUACGACGGUUGUGAUGGCGGUUACACGGAAGAAGAAGAGUAUUAUGAAGCCGAGGCUGGCUUGUUAGGACGAUCUGAUCUAGUGUUGGCACCUGCGGCGGCUAGUAAUCCAAUGGCUGAAGAUGAAUCAAGAACAACAACGACUAAUUAUACUACCAGUGCUAGUCUUAACAACAACGAAGCCGCGGCUUCAAGCUCAAAAGUUGUUCAAGCCGAAGACGAUGCCAGCUGGCUCCAGCUCAGCAUAGGCGCUUCAGCCAAAACAACUCCACGUAGAGGAGGCGGUGGCUUAGUAGAGCUUGAUCUGUUACCAGCUCGCAGCGGGAGUGAGGGUGAAAGAGUCAUUUCAGAAGAGAAUAUUACAAGAGUACUGCCGGCAGCAGCACCAUUAACACCAAUCUUUCACGCUCCUCCGGGGCCGGUCCCGUCAUUUUUGUUUCAAGCGGCGGGGAGUAGUUCGAGUACGGUUGUUCCUUCUCCUCCUCCUCAUCAUCAUCAAGAGAACAUUAAUUGGGUAUUUAGGCCUGCAGAGUUGAGUUCUAUAGGGACGAAUUCGUUGUCGUCAGCCUCUUCAUCUAAUCCGGCGUCGUUCAUGCAAUUGGGCUCGUAUUUUGCUCGAACACCAUUUCAAUUGCAGGGUGGCGGUGUUAAUGUUGCUGGACCGAGUUUGCAGUUUAGAGUUAUUGAUCCUCCAACGAGACCCCAUUCCGGUAUUUGGUUUUCGCUUCAAGCCUCACAAAACCAAGCUAAAGAACCCUUCUUGCCUCAAAUACCAAAGAGCUAUCUGAGAAUCAGGGAUGGGAGGAUGACAGUUCGUUUACUAAUGAAGUAUCUGGUUAACAAGCUGAGAUUGGAUAGCGAAUCAGAGCAGGUAGAGAUUACAUGUAGAGGACAAGAGCUUCUACCUUUCUUGACGCUACAGCAUGUAAGAGAUAAUAUAUGGAAUCCAAGAGAUGCACUCACUUUGCUUCCAGAUUCAUCAACUAUACAUCAUCUCAUGGUGCUUCAAUAUGGUAGGAAUGCUUAAUUUAUCAAAAAAAUAAAAAUAAAAUAUUAAUCCCCCAUAAUUUAUUAAUUAAUUUACAUGUAUUAUUACUCGUUAACUUAUAAGAAAAGAAACCACCUCAUUUUUAUUUUUUAAAUUUCUAAUGGGUUUUGUUAAUUAUUUUUUUGCCCUUUUUUUAUCGACUUCUCCAAUUGAUGGAGAAAGAAGAAUAUGGGUUGUACCCCCAAAAUGAUGUUUAUGGUUUUUGGGGUUUAUACCUUAGCCAUGUAUGACCUCAACAUAUGAGGGUUUGAUAUUUAUUUACUCACUAUAUUUGAC